AUGGACUACCGCAGCAGUGGAGUACCAGGCGAGAACCUCAUCCUCGUCUGGCGUGUCUCCGACCUCGACAAGCUCAUCUUCGACACCCUCUCCGCAGACCUCUACUGCAUGGACGCUGACGGCCCCGACACCGGCGUCUGGCGAUCGGUCCAGACUCUCUUCACAGGCAUGCAGAUCCAACCACCCGCAGGACAGUAUGCCUUCAGGCUACCAGAUUGCGGCCCCGAGGCCACCACCGGCUCCAUCCAACUCCUCGCCCAGGGAUCAAGCUUCCUCGGAUACGACUUUGAACAGGACAAGUGCGACUUUGCAAUCAAGGCCCCUAUGCUCGAACCACAGCUUCUUCCGCCUCAGCCCUUCAUGCCCCCUAUUGACCCUUCUCCAUCUUCCUCAGAGUCCCCGCCCUCGCCUACACCUUCGACCAAAAGUUCGGGUGUGGCGAGGAUACCCAGGAUUGGGACACCAACGACCACCACUACGCACACGCCAACCACCACUAUCCAGCCCAUCGCCCCAUUAGUCCCUACACAGCCAUCCAUAUCUAGCACAGACACAAGCACAGAGGCCGUAACCAUCGGCAGCCCUACCACCACAGCCGUCAGCAGCGCCAUAUAUUCCCCAAAUCCCGACAGUACCACUCUUUCUCCCUCCACUACAACAUCGACUUCUGCGCCCGGAUCUGGAGACGGUUCCGGAGGAUCAUCCCAGUCGUCUUCAGUAUUCCAUGGAGACACCAGCCCCGUGACGACCUCGAUGCCACUACCCCAACCCAACGGCGAUUCUUCCUUAAGCGGCUCAGAGGAUGGGACAGUACGGCGGAGGGUCAGAACCCUCUGGGCCACGAUCUGCAGCGCCUUGAUCCUGAUUUGCCUGGCAGCCGUGGUGGCCUCGCUUGUGAUUAGUCGGCGCCGUCGCAGGAUCUGUGGGUUUGCGGGGGCGACCCGUUCCAAAAAGGCGUUUCCCCGAUCGAGAUCGUCGGAGGGUAUUAUGAAAGAGACCAAGAGAAGACUCCGACUUGGGCGUAAACCAAAGGAGGGCUAUUUUUAUCAGAUGGAAGAUGAUGGGGAUGAUGAUGACGACGUCGAGACAACAACGACAACGACAACGACACGGUUGGACGAAAAAGCUUUGGGCAUCCUCCCCGCGGGCAUUUCCACGGGCACUGAAAGCUAUACAGAUCUAGAGACUGCGCGGGAAUCCCGAGGAGGUUUAACAUCGAAAUGGAGCAACAACGCGAGAGCAGCCGCGGACAUGGAUGUUGCACAGAUCGCUGUACCACCACAUGCACAUUUUGAGACCCCAAUAUUGCCGCCUCAAACGCGGAUGGCCUCAUCACCAUUCACGGAUUCGUACGGUGGCACCAAUUCCAUGACAUCGACGCGUUCUAAUUUCGAGACAUCCUCUGUGGUCCGCAAGUACUGGGCUGCGGCGAUGCAGGCGCGCGCAGAGCGUCUGUUACAGGAGUAUCCGCCACUGUCAUCAUCAUCAGCAGCAGCACGGAAUCUGGAAGAGGGAUUCGACGCAGGAUCGAUCAACAGCAGCAGCGGCCGAGACUCUGAAUCCCGUAUGGCCGAUAUCCUUAGUUUGAGAACCGCGGGCAGUGGCGCCAGUAUGGCCGACACCAUCGGGGCCGCAUCAUCACGGUAUCGGUACAGGAGGAGCACGCUCAACUCUUUGGGCAAUUCGUCUCUUGGGCUUCAGCAGAGUAUGACAGAGACAACGGGCUCGCUAUCGAGUAUCCCGGAUAGUUUGAUGAUCACGGAGGAGGAGUUCCAGGAAAGGCUGCGACAGUAUGAGCUGCAGCAACAGGAGUACGAUCGGUAUUAUCAGGAUCAUCUGCCUUCGGGCGCCAGUUAUCCUUCGCGAUCGACGAUCAGCAGGACGAAUUCGAUCCCGUCGUUGACGUCGAGUAACGAUCCGUUCAAGACGUUUGAUUCGAACGAGGGUCUACUGGACAUGGACCCGUUCUCAGAUCAGAAGGCUGAGUCGCUCUCGCCUUCGUGGUCAAGCCUGCAUCGGUAG
Molecule: messenger RNA, 2022 nt
Organism: Gamsiella multidivaricata
Lineage: Eukaryota; Fungi; Mortierellomycota; Mortierellomycetes; Mortierellales; Mortierellaceae
Exons: 2
Coding region: 1-2022 (673 amino acids)
Source: RefSeq, a predicted model, not a curated record